Leucoraja erinaceus (little skate) is the source of this 3395-nucleotide messenger RNA. It is a transcript of the gene htra3a, whose product is annotated as HtrA serine peptidase 3a. Lineage: Eukaryota; Metazoa; Chordata; Chondrichthyes; Rajiformes; Rajidae. Gene Ontology annotation, molecular function: serine-type endopeptidase activity; protein binding. Gene Ontology annotation, biological process: proteolysis. The transcript is spliced from 9 exons. Gene Ontology annotation, cellular component: extracellular region. The coding region runs from base 98 to 1561 and encodes 487 amino acids. The record is from RefSeq and is a predicted model, not a curated record.
UUGCAAUGUGUGUUUUUUUUUAAAUAAGCAUCUUUCUAGUUUGGUCUUGAACCUUGUGUUUUUUUUUGUUUCAGCUUUCUCUGUUGUUUCUGUUCCUAUGAAUGCAGUGGGUUCUGUUGCAGCGAUGAACAGCUAUCUUUGGUCUCUGCUGGUGGGGGCUUCGUUGCUCCUGUCCGGCUGCAAGGCAGCCCCGCAGCCCGCACUAUCCCGGGGCACAGCCCAGCCCGUGUGUCGGCAACGCUGCGACGUGUCCUUGUGCCCCAGCCCCAGCUGCCUGCAUGGUUAUGCGAAGGACCGCUGCCGCUGCUGCCUGGUGUGUGCCGCCGCCGAGGGCCAAGCCUGCGGGAGAGCCCACGAUGUAGAUUGCGGCGAUGGGAUGCAGUGCAAGCCCCUCUUUGGCAAGCGUGCGGCCAAGGGACCCGGCGUGUGCCGCUGCAAACUCAACUACAAAGUGUGCGGCGACGACGGCAAAACCUACGACAACGUGUGCAAGCUCAAGUCAUCCAGCCGGAGAGCCCUGCAGCUGAGGCUGCAAGCGGUAGUACAAGUUCACAAAGGUGCAUGUGAACCAGAUCAUUCGCAUCCAAACAGUCCAAGAUAUAAAUUCAAUUUUAUAGCGGAUGUGGUGGAAAAGAUUGCACCUGCAGUUGUUCACAUUGAACUAGUUUUAAGGCAUCCACUGCUGAGACGAAACAUCCCAUUGUCAAGUGGUUCUGGUUUUAUAAUAUCAGAACGUGGGUUAAUUGUGACCAAUGCCCAUGUGGUAGUACCCACUAAUAAUGUUAUGUCAGGUCAACAAAUGAUAAACGUGCACGGACACAAUGGAAAAAUCUACGAGGCAACAAUAAAAGAUAUUGAUACAAAGGCUGAUAUAGCAACAAUAAAAAUCAAUUCUAAGAGAAAGCAACAUGUGCUACCGCUAGGUCGGUCAGUUGAACUCCGACCAGGAGAAUUUGUAGUUGCAAUUGGAAGUCCUUUUGCUUUGCAAAAUACAGUAACAACAGGGAUUGUCAGCUCUGCUCAGAGGGAUGGAAGGGAACUAGGUCUAAAGGACUCUGACAUGGACUACAUACAAACAGAUGCCAUAAUCAAUUACGGGAACUCUGGAGGCCCAUUGGUGAAUUUGGAUGGGGAAGUUAUAGGAAUAAAUACAUUGAAGGUGACAGCAGGAAUAUCAUUUGCAAUUCCAUCAGAUCGCAUUGCAAAAUUUCUUACUGAUUUUCUGCAUAAAAGAACCAAAGAAGUCACAGGUGUGAAGAAGCGGUUCAUUGGUGUGAGGAUGCUGACCUUAACUCCUGCCCUAAUAAAAGAAUUGAAGAAAAAGAACUCUGAUUUUCCUGAUAUCACCACUGGCAUCUAUGUACAUGAAGUGAUUUUAAACUCUCCUGCAUACAGGAGUGGAAUCCAGAAUGGAGAUGUUAUUGUUAAAGUAAAUGGGAUACCCUUGAAGACAACAAAUGACUUGCAGGAAGCAGUGAAGAAUGAAUUUCCUCUGUUGCUUGAGGUUCGCAGGGGAAAUGAAGACAUACUUUUUAACAUUGAGCCUGAUUUAAUUGGCUAAAACAUCGCCAGCAUAGUUAACCCUUUCCGGUCAGGAAUGAUCGCAAUUUCUGUUUUCUUUGCUGAGGGCCAAUAAAGCUGCUUGAACAGAGAGUAAAGUGUUUACUAUGUAACCGGUCAUCUGGAGAGAGGCAUUCUUCCGGUUGCAUCCCGCUGGAAAGGGUUUAUAAAAGUACCUUAGAUUGGAAUUUUAGUACUUGCAAGUGAUAAAUGCUAUUCUUCUCAUUCUUUUCUUCAAUUUACGUCAAUGGUUUAGGAAUUAUUAUUGGAGUGAAAUUACUUAACAGUGCAGGACACGUCUAUUUACCUGGUGCAGUAAAGGUUGCUCCUCUGUAUUACACAUUGCUGUAUGGAUAAAUGCAUUCAUUCUCUUCCAUAUCUGCCUUGGAAAUUAAGGAGCCCAUUUUGGACUGCCCCUGCCAAGCAGAAACUAGAUGGCAGGGGUGAAGAUGCAGUUAUUUAACUCCUUGGAAAACACCACCUUCCUGUUCAGUCCCAAUCUCAACACAUUUUUUUAACAUAACAUUAAUAGCUUAAACCUAAUGGGCUUUAUUUGAUUAAUCGGUGGUCUUGUUUAAAAGACCAAGGAGAGAACUAGUGGCUGCUUUCCUAUCCAGUAAUCUGGCUGAGGGAUGAAUUGUGGACAGAAUUUGCCAAUCGGUAGGUUUCAGUGUUUUGUCUUGGGCUUCCUCGUGGACCAGAGGCCUCACAAAGAAGCCAUUUAGAUGCCAGAGUAUAUUAAUCACCCGCCUUUGAUUGUCUUCAGUACUCCCACAAUUUAUUGCCUCUUCAAUAUCUCUGCCCCCUCAAUCAUUUCCAUCAUUUCUCAUUGACUGUCCCCAGUUGGUCCUGCAACCUGUACCUUUACUCGUUGAUGAGAACCAUCCAUGCAGGUUUCUGGAUGUGACCUCUUGUGCCAACUUUAACUCCUGUUCACACAGGUCAUGGUUAGAUGGGCUAUCACAUCACUGAGCAAGCAGGUACUUUGUCCAUUUUGGGGCAUGUGUGCAUCAUACCGGCCCUGCUUGUAGAACUGUGGUCUAUGCCUUGAUGCACCAUUUGAAAGAUGCUGUUGCAUUUGUCUCAUUUGCGCAUUGUGGCAUGGGGAAGUGGUGGAAUCAAAUUUGUUUUAAAUAUUAAAGUUCCAUCAUGUAAAAAUUCUAGUUUAUUAACUUUAGGUUGGUAUAGUGGUAGAGUGACAGAUUUUUCUUCCCCUAUGAUCACGCGGGUUUCCUCCCACAUCUCAACGAUGUGUAGGUUUAUAGGUUAAUUGGCAUCUAUAAAUUACCCCUAAUGUGUAGACAGUGGAUGAAGAAGAAGAAUAACACAUAACUAGUGUGAAUGGGUGAUCGAUGGUUGGCUUGGACAUGGUAGGCCAAUGCACCUGUCUCCAUGCUGUAUCAUUCCAUUCCAUUCAAUUCAAUUGUUGUAAAGCACAAAACUGGUACAGGUUGCAAAGGGUUACAUUCCUAUUCCUCUGGCAAAUCGUAGAUUUAGAAGACAUAUUUUUAAAUAUACUUUAAAUAAUGACCAUAUAGUAUUUUAUAUUGAAACUCAAUUGAAUUGUUAACUGUAACUGAGAGUUAUUCUGUGCACAGAAAAAGAGCAUCUACAGAAAAUGUGAUGUAUUUGUAACCAUUCAUAAAGUAGCAUGCUUUUGAGUAACAAAUGGAUACUGCAAUGCAUAGAGAAGAUAUACAGGUACUUCCUAAUGUGAUGCAGUAAUCAGUUAAGACAGGUUUAAGUUGUCAUUUUGGAGUUAUUGUGAACAAUUAAACUGCCACCACUUUAUAAAAGCAACAACCAAAAAUAAUAAAUCUGCAGUGAUUGGAGAA